Molecule: messenger RNA, 791 nt
Organism: Drosophila subpulchrella
Lineage: Eukaryota; Metazoa; Arthropoda; Insecta; Diptera; Drosophilidae
Exons: 1
Coding region: 19-474 (151 amino acids)
Biological process (GO): negative regulation of DNA-templated transcription; regulation of transcription by RNA polymerase II
Cellular component (GO): histone deacetylase complex; transcription regulator complex
Molecular function (GO): transcription corepressor activity
Source: RefSeq, a predicted model, not a curated record
UUCCGCUUUGAACGAACGAUGUCGCCGCGAAGGGAUAAGCGAGACUUAAGCUAUUGGCUCAAGCAAGCGGCCACUUUGCCCGAUUGCGUGCCGCCGGAGCAGCAGGAAGAGGAGCGGAAGAAGCUGCAUCAUCCCGCCUCAAUCCUAUGGUCGCCGCAAAUGCAGAAAAAGAACGAAAACAGUUUUCGCGAAUACCUGGGCUUUGCGGCCAGGUGUUACCGUAUCGAGGAGGAGCAGGCCCUGUUCAUCCUGCGACGUCAGGGCUUCGAUAUACCCUUGGCCCGUCGACGUCUGGAGCGGAUUGAGACCGCUCGUGGAUGUCGCUAUCAUCGCUGGAAGGCCCAGGAUCUCAUUCGACUUUCGAAGGCCUUCGAAAAAUACGGCACCAACUUCGAGAAGAUCCAUAAGCAGUUGCCCCACCUCCCGAAGGCCGAGGUCCGUCUGUAUUUUUACUACAUGUACCCGGAGGUUUAGGAUCCCGGUUAAAGUCAGAUGGAUACUUUAGCUUGAUUUCAACAACUUAGAAUGCCUCGAAUGUUAUUUGUUGUUAAAGAACUGGCAUAAACAUUUAUAUUAAACGAGUAAUAAGUAAGAUCGCCUGAAUCCAAAAUAUUGUAAUCCUCCAUUGAUAAAUCGAAUUUGUCCUCUGAGAAUUCACAAGUAUACCUCAAGCAUGGUUAUUAUAAUAUGAACUACAUUUAAACCAAUAAACCCCUGCAUGAACAUCUUAAAAACUUGUUAAUUUAGUUUAAGAAUUGUUGUAAUUGAAAAGUCGAAGCAUUGGAUGAACU